CUUCUAGACCCUCUAGAAGGAAGGAAACCUGCUGCUACCUUGAAUUUAGCACAGUGAGAAGUGUGUUGGAUCUCUGACCUCCACAGCCAUAAGCUGAUAAAUCUGUGCUGGUUUAAGCUCUUAAGCUUAUGGAAAUUUCUUACAUUGGUAAAAGGAAAAUAACAUAGUGAGCCGUAGUGUAACAGAUUAAAGGUAUAGGAUGGGGUGUGGAGAGGAUUCUGACAUUUACACCUAAAAAACAACCAGGUGAAAUGGGAAGGUGUUUUAAGGAAGACUUACCUGGCAGGGCUGUUAAGCAGGCUGGAGCGAGGGGAGCAUUGGAGUUAGAGGAAUCAAUUAAAUCUCUACAAGAAAAAUAAGGAAUAAAAUGUAACAGGGCUUCAGUGAUAAAGGAUGUAGGAAUGGAAAUGGGCAGAGAGAUAUAAAUAUUACUUUGAAAUUAGCUACAGGUUUGAUGACUGCAUGUUGGGGAGACUUAGCCGAUGUGUGGACUGAAUGUUUGCAUCCCCUCAAAAUCCGUAUGUCGAAACCCCAUCUCCCAGGGUGAUGGUAUUGCGAAGCGGGGCCUUUGGGAGGUGAUUUGUACGAUAAAAUGAGGUCAUGAGAGUAGAGCUCUCAUGAAUGGGAUUAGUGUUCUUAUACAAGCCCCCAGAGUGCUUGCUUCUCUCUGCUCUCUGGGAUAUGAAGAUAUUGGGAAGACAGCCAUCUUCGAGCUGGCAAUCCUCUCAAGGAUACAUUGACCUUGAAAGUCUCAGCCUCCAAACCAUAAGGAAUAUGCUGGUUGUUUAAGCCACCCGACACGCGGUAAUUUGUUACAGCAUCCCAGACUGACGAAGACAGUGGAGAAUGCCUCUGAGUUUGGCACUGAUUGCCUGGAGAAUGCUGAAACCCAGGGAAGUGGGCAGCACAGACGUUUACUCAUUUAAUCCUGCCAACACAGUAGGAGAUAGAGUCCACAAAUUCCUCGCUACUUAAAAGAAUAACUUCAUACUCCUGCAUGCUGCUGGUGGCUCCCAUGUUGGACAGCACGGGCCUAGAGAUUUUAAAUUACUUGCCCAGACUCGCCCAGGAAGCUCGUGGUGGGAUCCUAGCUAUAGUCUGGGACUUUUCCUUCCUAUCCAACAAGUCCCUCAUGGAAGUUUAGAAGCUUCUCCUUUGGUGCCCAGCUGUCUAUCCGUACUUAUAACAUCUUGUCAGGUGUUCCAGCCUGCUCCUGAACAUCAGCCAGAACCCACUUCUGCUCUAUUUUGUCCAGAUCCCUGCCUUCUCUCUGCUCCUCCUGUCCAUGUCUCUCCCUCCACUUUUCCCCUUCUCCCCUCCUCCUCCCAUCUUCUCCGUCCCUCGCUUCCCCACCUUCUCUCGCAGAACCCAGAGAGGAUCACUGGCCCUCCUGCGCAUGCGCAGUCGGUGCCAGCUGGAACGAGGGUUGGAAGCUCCAGCUCCGAGCAGGGGAUCGGCCCCAAAUUCUGCUCAGCUCUUUCGCCUGGUAGGACUUUUUCUCCUGCCCCGGCGCCCCGGCCACAGCUGUCCAGGGCCAGGUGUGCACCUGCCGCCUCUCGCCCCAGCCGGGCUCCCCUGAGUCCGCGGCUGGAGUCCCUUUUCCCUCUCCCGCCCGCGAGUCCUCUCCUCCCGGGCUGCCUCUCCUCGGCCGCCGGCCCGUCCCCGCCCCUGGGCGGGCUGUGUCCCGGGCGGGCGGGGUCUGCGGACCCGGACGGGGCAGCUGGGACUGGGGCUGGCCUCCGAGCGGGGCUACUGCCCGCGUCCCCCCCCGGCUUUCCCUGCCCCGCGACCCCGGGGCUGCACUCGUCUCCCUUCCCCUCUCCCUGGGGGCCAGCUCAGUGUUGUGGGCGCUCCUCCCCGGGCUGAGAGCCUCCGGCUGUGAACCCCAGCUUCUCCGGGUGGAGUCGGGAAAAGGGAGCGUCAGUCCUGAGCGAGUUUCCGUCUCCUCCCUCAGUGUUUCUGCCCCAGUUUUGAGCAUUGACUUUGCAUCAGGGCCUGGCUAGGUGCUUGGAAACAGAAAACAAGAAAUGACCCUUUUCUGCAGAGGGCGGAAGCCUAGACCAAAAGCUGCCUAAUGUGAUCCGAGCUGCGGUAGCCAUGUGCAGACGCUGAGGACAAACUGUACCCACGGCUUUGCUUGGGCUUCCCCUGCCUUCUGACUGGUACACACCACGUCACCGCAACCCAGUGAGGCCCGCAGCCCGCAGCACAAUGAGCUGGCAAAUGUAGUGGCCUAGGCAAAGCUGAGGACACAGAUGCCAGCACCGUGCCACUCCCAGGCUGGCUCCAUUCCCGUCACCUGUCACCUCCUGCUGAGUCCCCAGGCGUCAGUCAAUGUCGGUACAUCGGUGCAACGAGGCACUGGUGACAUGUUUGCUCAGCAACUGCUUGGCUCUGAGUCUGCAGACCCAACAGAGAAUGCCAGCUUGUUUUUGCCUUUUGAAUUCUGUCCUUGGGAUUUGGCGGAGUAGCUGGUUGUGUGCUUAGCCCAUAGUGGUUGACACCGUCACCAUUGUUUACCCAGAACCUUGUGUACCAGGCAUGGCUCCCGGCAUCAAAAUACAGCAGCGCAUUAAACCUCCCUCCUGGUGGGUCUGUCUGUUUUGGUACCGUAAGGGCUCAGCCACCAUCUGAACGUCAGUGAAGUAACGCGGCCUGUGAGCUCGGGUCAAGUGCCCUCACCUCCAGUAGCAUCCAUCCAGACACCAGCACUGACACUGGCCGUGCUCAGAACUGCCUCAGACCUGAAGACACAACUGACAAAUAGAAGGGGGCCACGCCCUGUUACAGCAGGUGCUCUCACUUUGUGGGUCCUUAUGUAACUGCACGAUGUUAAUCAGGAUCGCCCGUUCUACAUUGUGUAGCGCUGCGGCGGUGUCUCCUAGUUACUUGUUUCUUGUAAGAAUUCCGGUGACUGAGUUAGAAGCAUGCUUCCAAGCUGUCCGUGUCCUCGGCAUCCAGAAGCGGAGCCUGGAAGCUUCCGAAUUUCUCCAGAAUGCAGUCUACUUUCACCUUCGGCAGGUGCCCUCACCUCCAGUGGCAUCCAUCCAGACACCAGCACUGACACUGGCCGUGCUCAGAACUGCCUCAGCCCUGAAGACACAACUGACAAAUACAAGGGGGCUACGCCCUAUGACAGCAGGUGCUCUCACUUUGUGGGUCGUUAUGUAACUGCGCGGUGUUAUUCAGGAUCGUCCGUUCUACACUGUGUGACGCUGCUGCCGUGUCUCCUAGUUAUUUCUCGUUCCGAGGAGAGAAUUCAGCAGUGCAGCAUCCUCUCCGAGCUCUAUGAGUUGAUCGGCUGCCACCGCAAGUCCGCCUUCUUAAAGCGGGUGGCCCCCGUGCAGCGCGCGGCCCCCGGCAUCAUGGAGCCUGGCGGGAAGAGUUGCUACCGACUCCUUCUGCAGACGCUUCCUGGCUACAGUCUGUCACUGGAUCUACAGGACUUCAGGAAAGGUGUUGGAACUAAAACAUCGCUUUAGUCCAAUUAACCAUGCCUAGUUUGGGCCCUGCUGUCCUGUCUCAUCAGUGUGAAUUGUGAUUCGUUUAGAACAGGGCUCAGCAGACUUUUUUCUGUCAAGAGCUUGGGAGUAAAUAUUUCAGGGUCUGGAAACCUCCUGAUUUCUGGUGCAGCUGCUCAGCUCUGCUGUUCAGACGCCAGAGCAGCCGGACAGUCCACACACCCACAGAGCUUUAUUAACAGCGGUGGCUGGGGCUGGAUUGGGUGUAUGAACAGCAGUUUGUCCCCACAGCCUCCUCACUAUUGACACCUGCACCAGAGCGUGCAUUUGCGACAAUGGGUGAACCUGCACUGACACGUCAUCAUCACCCAGAGCCCAUAAUUGGCACUAGGAUUUACACUUGGUGGUGUGCACUCUGUGGGUUUGGAAAGAUGUAAAAUGACAUGUAUCCACCGUCACAGCAUCAUACAGAGUAGUCUGUCUUAGUGACCCUAAAAAUGCUCCGUGCUGCACCUCAUUCAUUGCUCCUUCCCCUCUAGCCUCUGACAGCCACUGAUCUUUUAGUCUCUGUGGUUUUCCCUUUCCCAGAACACCAUACAGUUGGAAUCAGACAGUUGCACAACCUUCCCAGAUUGGCUUCUUUCCCUUAGUAAUAUGCAUUUAAGGUUCUUCCAUGUCUUUCCAUGCCUUGAUAACUCAUUUCAUUUUAGCACCAAAUAAUGGUCCAUUCUCUGGCUGGACCACAGUUUAUUUAUCCAUUCACCUACUGAAGAACAGCAUAGUUGUUUCUGAGUUCUGGUGAUUAUGAAUAAAGCUGCUAUUAACAUCUGUAUGCAGAUUUGUAUGUGGACACAAGUUUCCAUUUCGUCGAGUAAACACCAAGGAGCACAGUUGCCAGAUCAUAUGGUAGGAGAAUAUCUAGUUUUGUAAAAAUUUGCCAGACGGUCUUCCUAAGUAUUUGGGCCAUUUUACAUUCCCAACAACUAUGCAUGAGAAUACCUGAUGCUCCACAUCCUCACCAGCAUUCGGUGCUGUCAGUGUUCUGCGUUUUGGCAGUUCUGAAAGGUGUGCAGUGGUACCUCGCUGUUUCAGUCUGCAUCCCCUUGAUGACAGAUGCUGUGGAGCAUGUUUCCAUAGACUUCUUUGGCAUCAAGAUUUCUUCUUUGAUGAGGUCUGUGUUCAGGCAUUUUGCUCAUAUUUUAAUCAGGUUAUUCAUCCUUCUUGUUGAGUUUAAAGAAAUUUUGGUAUAUUCUGUAUAUCAGCCCUUUAUCAGUGUGUCCCUGCCCUUCACCUGCAGUACUGGAGUUGUCCUUUGGUUCUCAGUGGAGUGUCAACUCUUCAAAGAGAUUCCCUGUCUUCCUUCAGCCUAAAUACUGUCCUGGUAUUUUUCACUUUCAUUGACUCAUUUUGUUCUUUUUAAAUAGCAUUUCCCAUAAUUUGUACUUACAUUAAAAAAAAAGGCAAUGAUUGAACACCGCCUCCCCCACCAGGCUGUGUGCCCUGUGAGAGCAGAGGCCCUGACCCCACUCACCGUUUCCUAAGACAGCACAUUGCACAUGUCCAUGUAAAAGUGUGUAACGUGGGGCCAAACCUGAUAAGCAGCUAUGAUGACUUGUGUUGUCUACCAUUUAUUGAGUAGACUUUGUUUCUGAUCUUAAUUAUUAAAUCACAUGAAUGAAACUUGCUUGUCUUGAAAAAUAAAACAACAAAGCACACCUCGAUGUGAUUGGUACUUUCUACUUAGCCUUCUGACCCAGGAGGGGAUGUUCACCAUCAUUUUGUGGAGGAGGUUGGGGAGGUAAAGUAAGAGAGUGAGAUCAAAUAAAGUAAAAAUGAUAACUAUCAGUUGGCUUUAUUUUCACUAAGACAUAAAAGUUACUUUAAACCCUAUCUCAGCUGUUGUUCUGUUGUUUUAAACAUUUCUCAUAGAAUUAAAUCGAAGCCCACUAAACCCUGAAAGGGAAAUUUUGUGCUCAGGUCCUGAAAAGAGUUUAUGUCUAUUUCUUGAAAUGCACAAUUUCCCUGCUGCUUACAGAAAUUCGAGGCGGGAACACAGCCGUUCGCUGUGUGUUUCUGCCGGCUUCACGGGCUGCUCAAUGUCAUUUUCAUUUUCUUGUGUUGCAGUUUAUGAAGGUUUUCCAUGAGAUAUAUUGCUCAGCCUUUUCCUGAAUGAAGGAUUGAAUUUUCCACAGGAAAUCUUAUGAAAGAGAGUGACAAGGCACAUGGGUUUCCCAAAAAGGAAGAGUUGAUGUAAUAAAAUUUCACUAUGGUGAACUUUUUUAAUACAAGCCAGUUGAAAAUUUUAUCACUAGGUCAUAGGCCACAAAUCUGUGUUAAGAAUAAAAAGAUUCAAAUUUUAUAGAAGAAGCAGUUUGAAUCAAGUAAUAAUAAUGAUUUGUACGCUAUUUGGUGUUAGAACUUAUACCCAGUCUUAUCAUAAUUGCCUGUGGUAGGAACUGGAUCAUUAUUUAUUUAUUAAAAAAAAAUCCACUAGUUGCUAUUUGUCCCAUUCUUGAUGCGGCAGUGCUGAGGUUAGUUAUGUUGGGCCAUUUAGGAUUCUUAGCUAGGUUUUCUGGACAUUGAUUUCAGCCUUUUUAUCUUUUUUACAAUCUUUUCAUAUGUGUCGGCCAUUGGUCUUUUUACAACGUGGAAAAACUGCACGGAUCUGCCUUUCCCUUUUUUCCUGUCUUUGUGGGAAAAGAUUUUUAAGAGAAAUUACUAGGAUAUUAAGUAUUUUGUGUGGGGUAAGUUUGGUCAGUUCUAAGGAUUUAAAUUAAUACGUAUUUAAAUUGCUAUUCAGCUAAUGACAGUAAAAUUAUAAACUAACUUAAGUAUACAUCAGUAAGUAUAGUACAAUAAGCCAAUCACCCAGAUUAAGGAAUUCACAAACUUUUUCAUAUUUCCUUUAUUCAGACCUUUGUUCUUUUAUUUGUCCUUUGUUGAAGUAUUUGACAGCAAAUCCAAGAAGACAUGUCAUUUUACCCUAUGUACUCAAGUAGGCAUGUCUGAGAAAUGAGGGCCUUUUCUUUGAUCAGGUUUUUCCAUUUGACUUAUGUGCUCGUUAAGUACCAGCUGUAUCAGGCAUCUCACUAGGAAUUAGGGAUCCUUGGGGCAAUGAGACAGUCCUGGCUCCCAAGGAAGUUAAGGGCUGAUGGAAGAAACCAACACAGGAGCUUGGGUGCCUCACUUAAGGUCCCUACUGGAUGACACCAAUUGGACAAAAUUUGUGCACAAUACAGUAGGAUUCACAGAAGGGACUGGUCAGACUUGUAGGGCAGGCCGUGAGAGAGGCGGUCAGCAGGGCUACAAGAGGAGGAAUCAUUUGAUCAGAAUCUGAAAUCUUUUCUGCCAACCUUCCUACCAAGCCCCCAGGGCCCAUCACACACAACCCUGUGCUGUAACUGUUUUUGAUUCCAGUUACCACAUCUCUUUCAGGAAGGAUUUUAAGCUGGAAAAUAUUUAAAAUCAGUAAUUGUUGCCAGAAGGAACAUAGAACAAGGAACAUGGAAACAACACAAAUGUCCAUCAGCACAUGACUGUAUAAAGACGAGGUGAUACAUUUAUACAAUGGAAUACUACUCAGACAUAAAAGAUGCCAUUUGCAGCAAUAUGGAUGGACCUGAAGACUGUCAUUCUAAGUGAAGUGUGGUGGAAAGAGAAAGAAAAAUUCCAUAUGACUUCAUUUAUGGGGAAUCUAAAUUAAUAGCAAUAAUAAUAAGACCACAAAUGAACUAAAUAUUAUUUUGAUUUCUUGAAUAUUUGUAAGUACAUCUGACUGUCCUUUGUGAUAGGAUUACAAUAUUCUGUUUAUUAUUCUUUUGUAGAUGUCCUUAUUCCUCUGGUAACUGUAAUUUUAAAAAUCUAAAGCUCUAAUCUGUUCUUAGAAAGAAUAAUUAGUAUAUAUAUGUAAACUAAAAAAUGCAGUAUGCUCUAUACAUGUAUUUACAUGCAAUAUGUGUAUGUGAAAUUGAACUGUAAUAAUUCUACCCGAUAAAACUGAAAAAGGAAAAAAAUAAAAAAAUUAUUUAGCAAAA
This is a messenger RNA of Camelus dromedarius (Arabian camel), 7495 nucleotides long. Its product is annotated as trafficking protein particle complex subunit 9-like. The transcript has 10 exons. NCBI's taxonomy places the organism in Eukaryota, Metazoa, Chordata, Mammalia, Artiodactyla, Camelidae. Gene Ontology annotation, cellular component: trans-Golgi network. Bases 2928 to 3482 code for a protein of 184 amino acids. The record is from RefSeq and is a predicted model, not a curated record.